Molecule: messenger RNA, 498 nt
Organism: Verticillium nonalfalfae
Lineage: Eukaryota; Fungi; Ascomycota; Sordariomycetes; Glomerellales; Plectosphaerellaceae
Exons: 2
Coding region: 1-498 (165 amino acids)
Source: RefSeq, a predicted model, not a curated record
AUGGCAGCCCGAGCUAGACUCAACGUCCAGACCUUUCCCCGGCCGCCCCUCCUCGAGAAGAUAUCGCGGCACAUUCAAAUCAAAUGGAAAGGGACUGUGAUAGCAGACACCAAAGACGCCUACUGGGUGCUUGAGACGCACCACCCGCCUAACUCAUAUCUGACAGCCUACUACAUCCCACCCGACGCGAUGAAGGUCAGCCUCGCCAAGACCCGGCGGAGCACCUACUGCGAGUGGAAGGGCGCGGCAACCUACUACACCAUCGCAGCCCCCGGCACGGGCGAGACCGUCUCGAACCGCAUCUGGUCCUACGACAGCCCGACGCGGGGUUUCGAGCCGAUUCGGUGCUACCUCUCGCUCUACGCGGGGCCCUGGGACUGUUUCGUCGAUGGGGAGCUCGUCGAGGCGCAGCCGGGUGACUUUUACGGUGGGUGGGUGACCUCGGAGAUCGAGGGCAUCGUCAAGGGGCGGAACGGCAAUUUCGACCCCGUCGUGUAG